AACUUGGAAACGAUUAACCAUAAUAGUAAUGUUAAAUAAUACACAUUGGCUGUUAAAAUAAUAUAUUAUAUGUCUGUUUCCUCCCAUUUUAGUAUAUUGUGAUGGUUAUGACGUUUUGUUUUUUCUUAUAAUUAUUAGUUGGAGGUAUCUACAGUAUCUUCUACCUAGCCUAGCUUUUAGUUAGUAGUGAUGCGAACUUUGGCUCUUUUUAGUGACUCAUCUUUUUGACUCGUUCAGUCAAAAGAACGACUCAUUUCGUUAGUGUACAUCUCUGGAGCCACCGAGCCGAAUGAGCGCUUAUUAAUUCUUCUGCAGUCAUUGCUGCCAGCAGGUCAAUCGAACGACAAAAAUGAACUAAAACGGAACGAGAGAGCAUGAAGAUGACAUGGCGUAAUGAAAUACCCGAUGUGUACGGGGCAUCAGGGAUGAGCAAACAAAUCGUGAUAGCCACACACAGAGACCUGCGUUUCGAGGUUUGUCCCUGCGACCAGCAGUCUAGUCAUUUUUGGUGUUAGUGGACCAGGACAGGACCACCAUGCAGCAGCACCCACCAGGGGCAGGAGGGUGCUUCUUGGGUAUGCUGUCCCCUGGCCAUGGGGCAAGAAAGCUGGAAGGGAAAUCUUUCUACCUGGACGCUGUGAAGAGUCGCCCUGCGGCCUUUCUUGCGGAGGCCAUAUCCCGUCUCGGAGGGAGAAUUGAGAGUUUCCUGAAUAAGGAUGUCAGCUUUGUUGUGACUGGGAGCCGAGAGGGACUCCGAGGCGAGAGUUUCGUAGUGACCCGAGGUGGGUCAGACGGGAUGACCGGGGAGUGUCACAGCUCUCCCCGCUCCACCAAACCGAGAGAGAGCAUCAUGACCAGCACCAGGCAGCAGCGUCCAUCCACUGGCACUCCCAGACCAAUGGUGUGUGGCAGCCGCGGGAAGGCCCUGCUAGAGAAAGCCAUUAGGAAUAAUGAACGGCUUCAGGGGAACAGUGUUUUGGCCAAUGCCCGCUCCUGGGGAGUCAAGAUAGUGCACGUGGACGAUCUCCUGACGCAUGUCCAACUGUUGACAGCGGAGAGCUCCAAGGCCAAACGCAGGAAAACUGAGGUAAUGUGGUACACCAACCUGUUAGACCUCGUCUAUCCUAAUUUAUUAUUUUACACUGAGGACUGGCAAAUUAAUGUAUUUUAUAAAGAAAGAGAUUGGACCUCUGUCUGCACCAGAAGCAUGGUUAGGCCUAAAUGUUACUUUUGUCAUUUGCUUGUUUGAAAUGCUUGCAUUAAUAAAGGGCUGAUGUUAACCUUUUCCCAUUUUUUGGUUUAGCUGAAAAAUCCAAAGUAUCCUGCUGUGUCUCGUGUCAUCAAAGGUCAUUGAAUGUCAACUAUUUUAUUAUUUUCGACUAUGGAAAUGUGCUGUGGUGUCUUGUAACUCCAUUGACUUUCAUGCUAUUGAUGCUAUAUUUUUUUUCCUGCAUUCUCUUUCUCCCUUGGUCCACAGCUGGUGCUUUGAAGUCCCCCUAUCUGAAGGUAGAGGAUUCAAGCAGGAAAUACAAGGCCCUGCACAUGCAGUCCAUGACCUUCCCCACUCUAUGCUACUCUGGCCGGUUCAGUCCUUUUGAGCCCCCUGCACCCCCCCAGCCUGAGAGAGUCAAGGAGCAGGAACAAAACAAAGCCAGACAGAUAAUUAAGAGUUUGAGUACAAGCCAGGACAAACCUCGAAGCCCUCUCCCACGCAACCCCUCACUUUGCCGGGCACGCAAAAAGAACCUGGGCUACUGCGAGUGCUGUCAUGAACCCUUUAAGGACCAGGAUGAGCACUUGCAGUCGGCUCAGCAUCGUGGCUUUGUGCAGGACCCCUCCCACUACAGCCUGGUGGACCAGCUGGUGGCUGACAUGGAGCCGGGCUUCGCCCCCUGUCCAGCCCCAGAGUCAGCAGCCACAACACUGCUCAGGUUGGAGACUCACCCACUUCUACUACAACUGCCCCACAGCCCCUCUGAGAUGCAGACGCACAGUGAGACAGAGCACGCCAUCCAGGCUCUGCUUACCCAAGGCUCACCGAUCAACACCCUGGACCCAGAUCCAAGCCCUCCCACUCCGAGCCUAGUCCCCCUGUCAUCCCAUGCCCAGCCUCUCUCCCCCUGCCCUGACACCCUCAGCCUACUCCUCCUGCCAUCCCUCCCCCAGCCUCUCUCCUCCUGCCCUGACAACCACCCUCCCUCCCCUGACACCCUUUGUCAGUCCCCCACCCUAGCCCCCCUACCAAACCACUCCCAGCCCCUCUCCCCCUUCCCCAACACCCAAUGCCAGCCCCCCAGCCCCUACUCCCAGCCUCCCACCCCUAACUUAUCCCCCAUAUCAUCUAACCCCCAACUACUCUUCCCUUGCCCUGACACCCUAUGCCAGCCCCCCAGUCCCUACUCCCAUCCUCCUGUCCUCAGCCCUAAAACCAUGUUUCCCUUUGAGCCCAUGUCCCAACCCGACAGCCCCUACUCUCAGCCCCCAGUCCUCAGCCCCCAGGUCCUGCUUCAGUCCCCCACUCCUCACCAUCCCACAGAGGAGGAAGAUAUGGAGAUUGACAGCCAUCUGUCAGCAUCCGCAGAGGUGGAACCAGUCCCUCAGACUGUCCCAGUUCGGUCUCGCUCCCUUCCUCGGCUCUGGAUCACUGCAGCGAACCAGAAGAAACGCAGCCGAUCAGUCAGUCCUGACACCAAGGCCAGCAAGAGGAGAAGGACCUCCCUGGCCAACCGUCACAAAUCAAAACCCAUCUGGGGCUUCAACAGUGCUGGAUGGACAAGGAAGGAACACCAGCCCUUAGUCCCAUCCACAUAUACUGGCAAUGGACAUGAGCUUGUGGCUAAGGCCUGCUCCCUGCCCAAAGAACUAGGAACUGCAGAACAAAGACAAACCACAGAUCAGCUGGAAGUGAAGGGAAUAUCACUGGUGCCAACAAUAACACAAGAGAGAAUAAACAAAGUUGGGAGCGGUGUGGGCAUCCGAGCAGCCAACCACUGUCACUCUGUGUCCAUGUGUGGCCCGGACCAUGCAAUAUGUCCUUUGUUGAAGGUGGACAAGAUAACCAGUUGGCCUCCAGUGGAAGUGUUUGGUACAAACCGCCAUUCUUUUGCCACAUCCGCUCGCUCUUAUACAAGGAGCUUCGCAAGGCUUCCCGUGAAGUCCACAGGCAAUCCGUCAGGUCAUAUGGAUCAUUCCAUCUUCAUGGACGGGGGUGUUCUACAGCAGCACUCCACAGUGACUCCAAACAUCAGUGCUUCUUUCCCUCCCCAGCUUCUUCACCACCCUUCAGAUAGACCAACCCACUGCCCCGCCUCCAGCCAGGACUCCAACCCCUGCCACUCCCAGUCAGUCACCUCCAUCUGUAUCGAGUCUGCCCUGCUUCCCGACCUGGCCAUCCCCUCUGACUCGGACUCGGACUGGGAAUGCGAUCUCAUGUCCCGCCUCGGCCCCACUGCCGCCACCUCCGCCCCUUCCACCCUUUCCCUCGCGCAACCAGCGGGGAGCCACCACCAGCAGCUGGACUUGGAGCUACUACAGAGACCCUGCAGCACCUGGACGCUGCACGACACCAGCUAUGAGUCGCAUCUGUGCGCUGUGUUGCAGCAGCCCCUCACCCCGCCGCCGGACCCCUCUCUAGUGUUUUCCAGGACAGUAAUGCAAAGUCUAGAAGUGACUCAGCCCUGACUCGGGAAUGACGGAAGAAGGGUUGGUUACUUGACCCAUCGAAGUCCCAAUACACAAACUUUUUGACCUACGUGGUUUUACAUAUGAAGUCGUCAAACAAAGUGGACAGACAUAACAAACAUCGCAACUAAAUAACAUUGACGUUGAAGCUUGUAUUUGUCAGGCAUCUCCCCAAAACUCGACGGAUUAUUCAUGAUGUAUUACUGCAGAAUGCCGCAAUUACAUCCUUAUAACACUGACUUACGAGGACCUGAUGAGGAUCCUAUGGCCUUGUGUUUCUGGGCCCAUCCCUGAUCCAUUAAUAAUUAAAGCACCCAGGCCAUAUUUUGUCUCAUGCAGACUUUUGUCUUUCAGCAGCAAUCUCCGGGAACAAGCAACGGUAUUGAGAAUUUAAUGAGUCUCUGCUGGAGGGGGCAUUACUCAAUUAGUUUAAGUGCUGCGUCUGGAUCGGCUCCCAGUAGCGCCGGUGUUGAUGUUCAGAUGGGGUAAAGAGUUAAGUGAGUGAAGGACUCGACAGGACUCUGCAGUCCCGGCCAGAAACUCUGAUUAAUCCUGAAAGGGCUUCUUUGAAGGAGAUCCAACGAAAGGGACUGGAUGAGUGAAAGGGAUGUGGGGGCUUGCCACAGUGCACUCACCACUGAUGGGAUCUCCACCAUAUAUAUUCCUUUGACAACUGUUUCAUAAUAUUGUUUGCCGAUUAUAUAGUUCCAGACAUAUGAGGUGUGCUUGCAAGAACUGUUUUUUUCAGAGUUAAAAGGUUGGGACAAAAUGUCCCAAAAACUACUGAUAAGUGAAGUGGAUGUUUGCAACAUUUUUACCUCAUUGUGUUACUUUAAGCAUGUGUCUUUGUCCAAGUGCAACAAAAGACUGACUCCAGCUGAGUAUUUUAUUAUUUUUCUUCACUAAUUAUGUUGAAUAUGACAUUAUCUCAAACUGAAGAAUGGUUUUAUAAAAUGUGCUUUAUUUCUGAAAGGUUUGUCAGCGUUCAGCCUUUCACAACGUGAAUGCAUAAUGUCUCAUGUUGGUUUUAACAAAUGUUUAAAAUGUAAAUAUAUACAGUACCAGUCAAAGGUUUGGACACACUUACUCAAUCAAGGGUUUUUCUUUGUUUUUACUAUUUU
Molecule: messenger RNA, 4802 nt
Organism: Salvelinus namaycush (lake trout)
Lineage: Eukaryota; Metazoa; Chordata; Actinopteri; Salmoniformes; Salmonidae
Exons: 11
Coding region: 1423-3681 (752 amino acids)
Molecular function (GO): zinc ion binding; nucleic acid binding
Source: RefSeq, a predicted model, not a curated record